AUGCCGUCAUUGGUCGGAUAUUCUUCCAGGUUGCCUUCGGAGUUUCUGCAGGGAAGCGGCCAAAUAGAGUGGGUCACCAGCUAUGACGUUCGUCCCCACUGGCCCAUAUUUAUAGGGCUAGUGAACGCAACAUCACUAUUUCGACUGCUUAUACCUCCCCCACACUCGGUACUGCAGGUGAACGGCUCACCAGUUGCUGAACCAGCACCUAGUCCACCGCCUACAACUGUACAGCCUCUGAAGAGAGGGUUUUCUGAAUGGGCGUCCAGUGUCGUCAAUGGUCUACCCACUGACGUCGCCAGUGGUAUCCUCCCCGCGUAUCAAGGCUUGCCUUCAUCAGACGAUAUAAAGGAACAACUUAAUAUAACGGAUGCGGACUUGGACAAUCUUCCUCAAAGACAAGGAUGGAAUGUUAGAAUUCACGGCGCAGCAUACAAAGACCCACCGGCGACAGAUGAACAGUUGGACGACAUCUCGAACGUCUUCAUCGCCGACUUGGAUGUCAGUCAAUUAAACGAUACUGAGAAGGCACAAUCACGCAACAUGAGCUCUCUUAUGAUUGCUAUUGGUACUCCGGAAGUGGCCCUCAACUUUUCUUUGACCAACCCGACAACUGGCAAUUCCCUCCUUAUCCAGUUCCCGAAUGUCACAGACGACAGAGGAGAGUUCGACCGGUUCAUCCAGCUGAAUGAGACUCAAGUUCCAAAUAAUAAUACGAGUGCUAAUAUCUUCGUAGGCGGAAACUCUACCAUGUGGUUCGUUCCUCCGGAGGGAGUCACCAUUCUAUCAGACAUAGACGAUAUUCUCCGUUUCACCCAGAUCUAUGUUCCGCAGAAUGGUCUCAACAACUCCUUUGCGCGACCAUUCGUCCCGUGGGCUGAUAUGCCAAGUGUCUAUGUUCAGUGGAAUCAAGCU
Molecule: messenger RNA, 915 nt
Organism: Acaulospora colombiana
Lineage: Eukaryota; Fungi; Glomeromycota; Glomeromycetes; Diversisporales; Acaulosporaceae
Source: the annotation of a GenBank genome assembly